Molecule: messenger RNA, 1492 nt
Organism: Manihot esculenta (cassava)
Lineage: Eukaryota; Viridiplantae; Streptophyta; Magnoliopsida; Malpighiales; Euphorbiaceae
Product: protein SENSITIVE TO PROTON RHIZOTOXICITY 1
Exons: 1
Coding region: 115-1272 (385 amino acids)
Biological process (GO): response to acidic pH; response to aluminum ion
Source: RefSeq, a predicted model, not a curated record
CCCAAGUCUAACAAGUCAAUUCUUUGAGAGCUUAUCAACUUCACUUGCAAAUAAUCGGAACUCUCUCACCGCAACCCAUCUUCCUCCCUUGCAUUUCCGGACACCAAGACAACGAUGUCUAAUCCGUCAGAAUCGGCCGCCUUUCCGACUGGAUAUUCUUUCCCGCCGUCUACUGCCGACCCUCGUGUUCCGCUACAAAACCUAUCAAUGGUGCGGGUGAGAAUGGAUUCUGUGCAGCAGUUCUUGGCAGAUUCGGUCAACAACAAUAACUUAAUGAGCAAAGGUCAGAUGGAAAUGGUCUCCGCCGAGAUCUCCUCCGCUAUCCACCAGAUCAUCGUCAAUGGCGCUGCACUUCUGGCGUGUUCCCAAUCGGUGGUCGAGCCUCCGACAGCUGGUAAACUUGCUGAGAGACUUUCAGAUCCACCUGAUCCGAAAUUUGCUGCGGAACUGUCUAAUUCAUUGGAGGAUAACUCCGAUAAAGGGAAUCAGCCAGCGGUGUUCAGUUUAAAAGUGGAGGAAAGGGAUGAUUUUGAUGUUGACUGCGACAUAGUAGAGCUCGACGCUGUGGAAUUGCUGGCGGAGCACGUUCAUUUCUGUGAGAUAUGUGGGAAAGGGUUCAAGCGAGAUGCUAAUCUGCGCAUGCACAUGCGUGCUCAUGGAAAUCAGUUCAAAACUCCAGAGGCGCUUGCGAAGCCCGAUAAGGGAAAGGAAUCAUCGGCGGCGGCGACUAGGAAAACACGAUUCUCGUGUCCCUUCGAGGGGUGUAAUAGAAACAAGAAACACAAGAAGUUCAGGCCACUUAAAUCUGUGAUUUGCGUGAGGAAUCAUUUCAAAAGGAGCCAUUGUCCCAAGAUGUACUCGUGCAAUCGUUGCAACAAGAAGAGUUUCUCUGUGGUGGCGGAUUUGAAGAGCCACUUGAAGCACUGUGGAGAAUCCAGAUGGAAGUGCUCGUGCGGAACUACCUUUUCCAGGAAAGAUAAGUUGUUUGGGCACAUGGCGUUGUUUGAAGGCCACAUGCCGGCUGUUGUUGGGGAAGACGACGACAGAGCAAAGAGUGACGUAGCAGCUAUGGAGGCGGAUGAAAAUGGGGAAGGAACCAUCGAAGAAGGGGAUCAAUUGCAGGGGAACUCUGUGGAUAAUGGGCUUUUUGAGGGAUUGCUUGAUGGGUUUGCUUCCAUUGAAGGGUACAAUUUGGAGGAUGUUCUGGAGUCUGCCAGAAACGGCUGGGGCAGUGAAAUGGAGGGCUUGUGUGGUGGUACUGAGCGGAGCUAGCUUUGAUCAGGUAGAUUUUCUCUUCAGCCUAAUGGGGAGAUGGAUGGUGAUGCAUGAUCUCCUGUUGUUGGAUACAUAUUCUUAUUCUUUGUAAUAAGAGGAAUGCAGUGGUUUACGACAUUAAUUUUUACGUUUUUGCGUAGUGUCUUUUCCUAUUACUUUUAGGAAUAAUUUCUGUAUAAUUUUCCGACAUCUAAUAAAGUUGCAUCUCGUUUAACUA